This is a messenger RNA of Macrosiphum euphorbiae (potato aphid), 741 nucleotides long. The record is from the annotation of a GenBank genome assembly. Lineage: Eukaryota; Metazoa; Arthropoda; Insecta; Hemiptera; Aphididae.
AUGCACUUUUGUCCUGGAACCAUGAAAAAGAUGGUCGACGGAACACUAAUAGUGAUGAGGUCUCACUCUAAUCAUGAGCGCUUAGAUGAUACCCCUGAAUUAGUAGAUGCUUUAAAAGCAGUACUAAAAAGAAGAGCUGCUACUGAAAAUAUUUUAUUAAAAGAAAUUUAUGACGAAGAGUGCCUAAGGUAUCCGAUAGCAGCUAGUUUAUAUCCAUGGCCUACAGCUGAAUCUUUAAUGGGUUUGGCCCGCAGGUCAGUAAUGCCUAGAUUGCCGGGGAGCCUUCAGGAACUAGCCACCUUAUUUGAUAAUGGGCAUCUUCAAAGAUAUAAUUGCUGUGACAUUACAAUAUUUAGGAGCUGUAUUCGUGACCUUGAUGGUAAAACUAGCCUGAUAUUUGCAUGUCCAAUUUUGUCACAAAGUUUAUUUGGAACUGGAAUUGAGGAGCUUUAUGUAGACGCUACGUUUAAAGUGGUUCCAGUAAACAUGGGCUAUCAAUUAUUGAGCGUACAUGCUAUGAUACAAAAUUAUUCAAUACCAAUUAUAUUCGCACUAAUGGAAUCGAAGUCUAGAAAUUCAUAUGACAGUGUAUUUCGAUAUGUCAAAGAUAAUCUUUUAGCAAACAUUUCUCCAAGGAUUAUUAUAAGUGAUUAUGAAUCUACACUUAGAGAUGUUCUACAAUCAUAUUUCCCUGAAGCUCGAACAUCUGGUUGUUGGUUCCACCAUAACCUACCUAAAUAA